GAUAAUGAAUGAAGUGUGCUCCGGCCAAAGAUAAAAAAAUAUCCCAAGAUUCGUUGAUAUGGCGCUCAAGGGAGUUAAGGUCAUCGAAAUACAAGGAUUAGCUCCAGGGCCAUUUUGUGGAGCUAUUUUAGCUGACUUUGGCGCUGAUGUAACAGUGAUUAGUAAGCUAGAACCAUUACCUUUCGAUGUGUUAAAUAAUGGAAAGAAAAGUAUAUCUAUUGAUAUGAAGACCAAAGAAGGUAUUGAAAUAGUAAAGAAAAUGUGUACCUCGGCUGAUGUAUUUCUGGAUACAUGCAGACCCGGAGUUAUGGAAAAUUUGGGACUGGGUCCAGAUUCUAUUGCAAAACUUAAUUCACGUUUAAUUUAUGCUAGGUUGACAGGUUAUGGACAAAUAGGACCGUACAAAGAUAAAGCAGGCCAUGAUAUAAAUUAUGGAGCUAUGUCUGGAAUACUCUCUCUCUUAUCAAGGAAUGGUGAACCACCAGUAGCACCAUUGAACAUACUAGCUGAUUUCGCAGGAGGCAGCGUUCUUUGUGCCUUUGGAAUUGUUUUAGCUUUGUAUGAAAGAACUAAGUCUGGAAAAGGUCAAAUUAUAGAUUCUGCAAUGACAGAUGGUUUAAUGUAUAUCUCUUCAUGGAUAUUUAGGUCAAGAUUUUUACCAAUAUGGGGAGGAGAACCAGGCACCAAUCUUUUGGAUGGUGGAUUUGCUGCUUAUAAAACAUACAAAACAAAAGAUGGAAAAUUUAUGGCUGUUGGUGCUUUAGAGCCACAAUUUUAUGCAAACUUUCUCAAGGGACUUCAACUCUCUCCUGAAGAAUAUAAUCAAUUUAAUAAUUCAGACAAUCAUAAUAAAUUUGCAGAAAUAUUUUUGACCAAAACCCAAGAGGAAUGGUGCCAAAUAUUUGAUAAUUUAGAUGCUUGUGUAACUCCAGUUUUAGAAGUCGAGUCUUUGAAUGAACAUGAAUACCAUAAAGUAAAAAAAACAAUACUCAAAGAUGAGAACAAUAUAAUCAUACCUCAACCACAACCAAGAUUCAGUAGAACUCCAGGGAUAUCAGCUGGUCAGGUGAAAGCUAGUUGGUAUGGACAACAUACUGAGCCAAUAUUGCAAGAAUUAGGUUAUAGUAAAAAGGAAAUUGAAAUACUUUUAAGAAACGGCAUUGUAAAUACAUAUAAAAGAUCAAGUUUAUAAUAGGUUUAAUCUAUUGUAUUAUUUUGUAUGAGCUUUACAAAAUCAUUGUGGUUUUAGGAAUUGGGUGUGCUAAUAUCUUGAUCUUGGUUAUUAGAAAUAUUAUUUUUUACUAAUAGUUCCUUUAGUGCAAAAAAAUCUUUUUGCAUUUGUAAUGGUAUUACGUUACUAUCAAUAAAAAGGGAGUGAUUUGCUAUUAAAUCCAUCACAC
Diatraea saccharalis (sugarcane borer) is the source of this 1400-nucleotide messenger RNA. NCBI's taxonomy places the organism in Eukaryota, Metazoa, Arthropoda, Insecta, Lepidoptera, Crambidae. The record is from the annotation of a GenBank genome assembly.